Messenger RNA from Silurus meridionalis, 823 nucleotides. It is a transcript of the gene mrpl58, whose product is annotated as mitochondrial ribosomal protein L58. Bases 24 to 614 code for a protein of 196 amino acids. The record is from RefSeq and is a predicted model, not a curated record. Gene Ontology annotation, molecular function: translation release factor activity. Gene Ontology annotation, biological process: mitochondrial translational termination. Gene Ontology annotation, cellular component: mitochondrial large ribosomal subunit. The transcript is spliced from 6 exons. Lineage: Eukaryota; Metazoa; Chordata; Actinopteri; Siluriformes; Siluridae.
GUACUAUGUACCUUUAAAUCAACAUGGCGGCCCCCAUAGCAGUAUGUCUAUGUUUUUCGCGAGCUGUAUAUUUUGCAAAGAGGAGUGGACCGGCACAACAAAUAUCAUCUAGAUUAAAUUGUGAUUUUCUAAUUCGACAUUUAGGAAUUGCUCAAAAGCUUCUCUUCAAGCAUUCAGAUCGUUCCCAGGGAGAUCAGGCUGCUGACAUCCCAGUUGAUAAACUUAAAAUAACCUACAGUCGGAGCAGUGGACCAGGAGGUCAACACGUAAAUAAAGUGAAUACAAAAGCAGAGGUUCGGUUUCAUGUGCAGACAGCAGAAUGGAUUCCAGAAGAGGUGAGAAAGGAGAUCCUUUUAAAGAAUAAAACUCGGAUAAAUAAAGCCGGUGAGUUAAUAGUAACUUCAGAGGUCAGCAGAAGCCAACAGAGAAACCUGGAUGACUGUGUGCAUAAAAUCUCCGAGAUCAUUAGUGAAGCCAGCGAACGACCACCAGAGCCGUCAGCAGAGGAUCUCGCCUUGAGGGCUAAAAGGUUAGAGAAAAGACAUUUAAUGAGGUUGAAGCAGAAAAAGAUCCACUCUUCGACAAAGCAAGCACGACAGGUUAAUUUCGACUGAUUUGCAGCUGUAAAUAUGAUUUCUCUUUUGAAUUUAUUGUAAAUAAGAAACAUUUUGUUUUGUGAUGAUCUGAUGUGUAAUAUUUAAAGUAAAGAGCUUUCUUUUUCUUUUUUUUUUUUUAAAUUCCCAAAGUGAUUGUAUGUAUUGAAGAGUAUUCCUAUGUGAUUAUUCAACUGUUUGUAAGUAAAUAAAUGUAAUUGUGAAAACUG